Molecule: messenger RNA, 1980 nt
Organism: Dermacentor silvarum
Lineage: Eukaryota; Metazoa; Arthropoda; Arachnida; Ixodida; Ixodidae
Product: putative nuclease HARBI1
Exons: 2
Coding region: 181-1341 (386 amino acids)
Source: RefSeq, a predicted model, not a curated record
GCGGGCAGCCAGACGGCCGCCAGCUAGUUCCGGUUGUGAGAGGAAACGGCGUCAUAGUCACGUGGGCUGAAAUUUCAAGGCGGCCCGCAGGUUGUAAAAUCGAAUGCCGGGGAGGGAGCGCCGGCGUCGUCUGCUCAUUUGUGCGUCGUCUGCUCAUUUGUGCGUUCCCCGCUUGUAAGCAUGAUUGCCGAAGAGCUGCUCGCGAUGAUCACAUCGCUGUUCGGCGUGCUUUUCGCGAGAUCAUCCCCUACUCACGAGCCUGACGAAGACUACAUCGGCGAUGAGUUCGCAUUGGUUCUGCAUUUAAUGAAGUUGCAUAGACAGGAUCGGCACAGGGUGCCCUUGUACGUUGAAAGUGUCGUGCCAACGUACAUGGAAUUUGAGUUCAAGAAGUUGUUCCGGCUUUCAAGAAGCACGUGCGGAGCCCUGAUUGAGGAGUUCGAAGCGUCGAGCUACUACCCAGAAGGUACCCGAGGACGUCCCCAAAUUUCGGCCGAGAAAACGCUUCUUAUUGCGCUAACGUACAUAGGCACGCAACAAACUAUGUAUCACAUUGCCGACAAGUUCGAUGUCAGCGAAUCAACCGUCCACGGAGCAAUUAGCCGUGUCUUGGACUUCAUUUUCUCUAUAAGUGCGAGAGAAAUCUGCUGGCCUGACCGCGACGAAAAGGAGCGAAGCAAGCGGGCCUUCUCGGAGUUGGUUCGUCGCAGGUCGGGGCUCCCGGACGUCAUCGGUGCCAUCGAUGGAUGUCACGUCCGCAUUUCUAGGCCCUCGGAAUCUGAACAAAGCUAUUACAACAGAAAGAAAUUCCACUCGAUCAUUCUUCAAGGGGUCUGCAAUGCAGAUAUGCUGUUCAUCGAUGUGUUCAUCGGAAUUCCCGGGAGCGCCCACGAUGCUCGGGUUCUCCGGGACAGCUUCCUGUACGACGAAGCACCGACGAAUUGCGAAGGAGGCUAUCUCUUGGGGGAUGCUGCGUAUCCCUUGACGACGUGGUUGCUGCCACCCUACCGCCAGACUACGGCGAACUGGCAGCCAUGGAUGACUGCAUUCAACUACGCGCACAGUAAGCAGCGAGUGGUCAUCGAGGGGGCCUUCGGAAUCCUCAAAGCUCGGUUCCAGCGGCUGCUGUGGAUUGAUGUCGGCAGCAUCAAGCAAGCGGUGCAGAUUGUACUUGCAGCCUGCGUGCUGCACAACAAGGCUCGACGAUGCGGCGACUUCGUGGAGGACCUCGAAGCGAGCGACAGCGGUACUGAUGUCUCGUCUGCAGAGCCUGCCGAAGGUGAUGACGCACCAGCCCUCUCCGCAGCAGCCUUCCGUGAUAGCAUCGCCCAGAGCCUCUAAAUGUAGCAUGGGUUUAUUUACAUUGGUGACUUGCCUGUGAUAUUCCCUUAAUGUAUGAAUGACGCACACCCAUAUAUAUGUUUUGUUUGCCAGUUCCAUAUUUUUUUUUUUUUCAGUAUCGGUCCACUGUCCGUGCACUUUUCUUUUUUUUUUCUUUUUACUUUGCUGUUAUUCUUAAGUUAUAAAUCAAUAUAUAUAUAUGCCCAGUCCUGUUUUAUAUAGCUGCACUUAUUUUUUAAUAUGCAUGUGUCUUGUAAAUUGUGCUGAAAUUUAAUUGUGCUUUCAUCUUAGUUUGUUCAUGCAUUGUAUGCUUACUUAAUUUUAAUGCCGAGUGCACCUGUGUAUGUGACUAUUUAUUUGUUUCUUUAUCUGUUCACUUCAUCCUCAAGAUAGAUUACCUUUUUUUGACAUAUGCAACUCUGGAUCCCUUGUUUCUACACACAUUUUAGUAUUUUAACAUGAUUACUGUGACACUCGCUGUGUCAAGCAAUUUGUGCACCCUUUUGACAACUAAUUUGCAAUUUCAUUGUUACUAUUAAGUAUUGAUUUCAAACCAACACCAUGCCUACGACCUGUGGUUGUUUACUGCAUGUUACAUCUCAGUGUACACAUGCGUGCACGUGAUGUUCCCUUUUUGAA